Molecule: messenger RNA, 1773 nt
Organism: Mycotypha africana
Lineage: Eukaryota; Fungi; Mucoromycota; Mucoromycetes; Mucorales; Mycotyphaceae
Product: peptidase S28
Exons: 5
Coding region: 88-1713 (541 amino acids)
Biological process (GO): proteolysis
Molecular function (GO): serine-type exopeptidase activity; dipeptidyl-peptidase activity
Source: RefSeq, a predicted model, not a curated record
CUUGCUUUUCCUGUUUCUGUUCCUUUCUCUUUUUUCAUUAUACUCAUUGUACUUUGUACGCCACAACGCCAUAGAAAAGAAAACGUUAUGAUUUUUACAAAGAUAUGUCUGUUAUUGUUAGUGUGCUGUUAUUGUCAUUUCAUUCAGCCAUCAACAGCAUUUUCCUUUGAAAAUAAAAAGAGAUUUGAAUACCUUGUCAAUAAGAAAAGAAUCAAAAAUUUCAGCAUUGGCUAUUCAAACAAUGAUACCACAUCCACAGCUAUUCCACUUGCGCCUGCUCUACCUGUUGGAUAUGGUCCCUUCUAUAUCGAUGUUCCUUUGAAUCACGAUAACAAUGACACUGGAGUUACAUUUAAGAAUAGAUACUGGAUCAAUGCCGAUUAUUACCAACCAGGUGGUCCUAUUAUAUUCGCCAACGCCGGUGAAGCUGAAGUUAAAAGUGCCUCUGUCGUCUUAUUUAAUACAACCAUGGCUCAAUUGACAGAGCGCUUGAAUGGCAUCUUUGUCUAUAUGGAACAUCGCUUUUAUGGUGAAUCGACUCCUGUUACUAACAACAAUGGUGUACAAGAUUUGGACAAGUACAUUCCUUAUCUGAGUAGUGAACAAGCUUUGGCUGACAUGGCCUAUUUAUUGCAAACAAUCGAGUUCCCGAGUGAACUCAACGUUCUACCUGUCCCGCAAACAAAGGUCAUUGUCUAUGGCUGCAGUUACAGCGGUAAUCUAGCCGCCUGGAUGAAAGACAAAUAUCCUGACUUGGUCUUCGCUGCUGUUGCCUCAUCUGCACCUGUUCAAGCUCAAACCGACUUCCAUGAAUACUUUGAUCCUAUCAUACGAUACGGCCCUUCAGAUUGUAUCCGCAAUAUCCGUGAUGCUAUAGCUUACAUUGAUUCCAUCCUCUUCGGUAAUUCCACUGACGACAUAGAUCAACUAAAGAAACUUUUUGGCGCCGAAGGAUUUUAUGACGAUGAUUUCGCUAGUUACUUGCUAAAUCCUAUGGCUGAAUUCUGGCAAUACGGCAUAGAUGACACAACGAACCUCUUUGAAAAUAUCAUGUGCAACAAGAUCUUUAAAAAUAACAACACGGUUCAAGAGAACAUCAUCGCUUAUGCCGCCUUUUUACAGCCGUAUUCCGAACAAACCUACUGUGAUACCACGAAUUCUACUGAUCUUCAGCCCUGUUUUGAUACUCAUAAUGCUACGUCUAUUCAAGAGCAGAAAUUGCAAGAUCCUUCUACUGCUUCUUGGUUGUGGCAGACAUGUACUGAGUUUGGUUAUUUCCAAGUGGCUCCUCCUUCCGGUGAGCCUAGUAUCAUAUCUCGUAAAUUGGCAGUAGCCAGUAUGCAACGUCUUUGCCAGCUUUACUUCGGUAAUAGUACCAAUGUUCCUGAAUUACCUGAUACUGAUAAGACAAACCAAAUUUAUGGCGGCUGGAAUAUUAGAAGUAGUUUGCAAAAUAUGAUCUGGAUAGACGGUGAAUGGGACAGUUGGAGAGAAUUGAGUGUUUUAAGUCCUCAAAUUAAUAGCAACAGUAAUUUAGCAAACAGUAUCAUCUUACCUAAAUCGACUCACUGUGCUAACUAUGCUGGUAUCACUUCUGAAAGUCCUCAAUAUCUGGUAGAUGCGCAGAAUCAGCAAUUCGAAACUCUUAAGGCUUGGUUAGAUCAGGCCAACAAUACCACUACAGCUACUAAGAAAACUAUGUUAUCCAUUUAGACGAAGUUUUAUUGUAAUUUAUGAUUGUAAAUUACUCUUGGUUUUUUUUUUUUUUUUCUU